Molecule: messenger RNA, 2631 nt
Organism: Rangifer tarandus platyrhynchus (Svalbard reindeer)
Lineage: Eukaryota; Metazoa; Chordata; Mammalia; Artiodactyla; Cervidae
Source: the annotation of a GenBank genome assembly
AUGGAGCAGUGGCGGCAAUGCGGCCGCUGGCUCAUCGACUGCAGGGUCCUGCCGCCCAACCACCGCGUCGUCUGGCCCUCGGCCGUGGUCUUCGACCUGGCCCAGGCGCUUCGCGACGGCGUCCUGUUGUGCCAGCUGCUGCACAACCUCUGCCCCGGCUCCAUCGACCUCAAGGACGUCAACUUCCGGCCUCAGAUGUCCCAGUUCCUGUGUUUGAAGAAUAUCCGCACCUUCCUGAAAGUCUGCCAUGACAAGUUUGGACUCAGGAACAGCGAGCUGUUUGACCCCUUCGACCUCUUCGAUGUCCGAGACUUCGGGAAGGUCAUCUCUGCCGUGUCAAGACUCUCCCUGCACAACUUGGCUCAGAACAAAGGGAUCAGGCCCUUCCCCUCGGAGGAGACGGCGGAGAAUGAUGAGGACGUGUACCGCAGCCUGGAGGAGCUGGCAGAUGAGCAUGGCGUGGGAGAGGACAUCUAUGACUGCGUCCCGUGCGAGGAUGACGGGGAUGACAUCUACGAGGACAUCAUCAAGGUGGAGGUGCAGCAGCCCAUGAUUAGAUACAUGCAGAAAAUGGGCAUGACGGAGGAUGACAAGAGGAACUGCUGCCUGUUGGAGAUCCAGGAGACGGAGGCCAAGUACUGCCGGACGCUGGAGGACAUCGAGACGAACUACGUGACACCCCUGAGGCUGGUCCUCAGCCCGGCGGACAUGGCGGCCAUCUUCAUCAACCUGGAGGACCUGAUUAAGGUGCAUCACAGCUUCCUGAGGGCUAUCGAUGUGUCCAUGAUGGCAGGCGGCAGCUCGCUGGCCAAGGUCUUCCUGGACUUCAAGGAGAGGCUCCUGAUCUACGGGGAGUACUGCAGUCACAUGGAGCACGCCCAGAACACACUGAACCAGCUCCUGGCCAGCAGGGAGGACUUCAGACAGAAAGUCGAGGAAUGCACCCUGAAGGUCCAAGACGGGAAGUUCAAGCUGCAGGACCUGCUGGUGGUGCCCAUGCAGAGGGUGCUCAAAUACCACCUGCUCCUCAAGGAACUUCUGAGCCAUUCCACCGACCGGCCGGAGAGGCAGCAGCUCAAAGAAGCGCUGGAGGCCAUGCAGGACUUGGCCAUGUACAUAAAUGAAGUUAAACGGGACAAAGAGACCCUGAAGAAAAUCAGCGAAUUUCAGAGCUCUAUAGAAAACUUGCAAGUGAAACUGGAGGAAUUUGGGAGACCGAAGAUCGACGGGGAGCUGAAGGUCCGGUCCAUAGUCAACCACACCAAGCAAGACAGGUACCUGUUCCUGUUUGACAAGGUGGUCAUCGUCUGCAAGAGGAGGGGCUAUAGCUACGAGCUGAAGGAGAUCAUAGAGCUGCUCUUCCACAAGAUGACCGAUGACCCCAUGAACAACAAGGACGUCAAGAAGUCCCAUGGGAAGAUGUGGUCCUACGGCUUCUAUCUCAUUCACUUGCAAGGCAAGCAGGGCUUCCAGUUUUUCUGCAAGACAGAGGACAUGAAGAGGAAAUGGAUGGAGCAGUUUGAGAUGGCCAUGUCAAACAUCAAGCCCGACAAGGCCAACGCCAACCACCAUAGCUUCCAGAUGUACACGUUCGACAAGACCACCAACUGCAAGGCCUGCCGCAUGUUCCUCAGGGGUACUUUCUACCAGGGUUACCUCUGCACCAAGUGUGGCGUCGGGGCGCACAAGGAGUGUCUGGAAGUGACCCCUCCCUGCAAGAUCAGUGACCAGGCCUCUCUUGCCCUGUCCUCCGCAGGUCCCAAGAUGGUGGCCGUGCAGAAUUACCAUGGCAACCCCGCUCCACCCGGGAAGCCGGUGCUGACCUUCCAGACGGGCGAUGUGAUCGAGCUGCUGAGAGGCGACCCCGAGUCUCAGUGGUGGGAGGGUCGGCUGGUGCAGACCAGGAAGUCAGGCUACUUCCCCAGCUCGUCUGUGAAGCCCUGUCCUGUGGAUGGAAGGCCGCCCAUCAGCCGGCCGCUGUCCCGGGAGAUGGAUUACACGGCGUACCCCUGGUUUGCCGGAAAUAUGGAGAGGCAGCAGACCGACAACCUGCUCAAAUCCCACGCCAGCGGGACCUACCUAAUCAGGGAGCGGCCAGCAGAGGCCGAGCGCUUUGCCAUAAGCAUCAAGUUCAACGACGAGGUGAAGCACAUCAAGGUGGUGGAGAAAGACAGCUGGGUCCACAUCACAGAAGCCAAGAAAUUUGAAAGCCUCUUGGAGCUGGUGGAGUACUACCAGUGCCACUCGCUCAAGGAGAGCUUCAAGCAGCUGGACACCACACUCAAGUACCCGUACAAGGCACGGGAACGCACAGCCUCCAGGGCCUGCAGCCGCUCCCCAGCUUCCUGCGCUUCCUACAACUUUUCUUUUCUCAGUCCUCAGGGCCUCGGCCUUGCUUCUCAGGGCUCCUCAGCGCCCUUCUGGUCAGUGUUUACACCCCGUGUCAUCGGCACGGCCGUGGCCAGGUACAACUUCGCUGCCCGCGACCUGCGGGAGCUCUCGCUGCGGGAAGGUGACGUGGUGAAGAUAUACAGCCGCAUCGGCGGGGACCAGGGCUGGUGGAAGGGCGAGACCAAUGGCCGGAUUGGCUGGUUUCCUUCAACAUACGUAGAAGAGGAGGGAGUCCAGUGA